GCCAUGCCCUCUUCUUACUCGGUGACAGUGGCGACGGGCAGCCAGUGGUUCGCAGGCACCGACGACUACAUCUACCUGAGUCUCCUGGGCUCCGAGGGCUCCAGCGAGAGGCACCUCCUGGACAAGGCCUUCUACAACGACUUCGAGAGGGGCGCCAUUGAUACUUAUGACGUGACAGUGACAGAAGAGCUUGGGGAGAUCCAGUUGAUAAAAAUUGAGAAACGGAAGUACUGGUUCCCUGAUGACUGGUAUCUGAAGUAUAUCACUGUGAAAACACCAAAUGGUGACUACCUGGAGUUUCCAUGUUACAAAUGGAUUACAGAUGAAAAAGAGGUAGUUCUCCGAGAUGGAAGGGCUACGAUUUAUGGGGAUGACAAGACUCAUAUGCUUAAGCAUCACAGAUCAAAAGAAUUGGAGGAGCGCCAGAAAUUGUAUCGGUGGGCAGAAUGGCAGCCAGGCUUUCCACUGAACAUAGAUGCCAAAUCUCACAAGGAUUUGCCUCGCAACAUCCAAUUUGACAGUGAAAAAGGAGUUGAUUUCAUUUUGAAUUACACCAAGGCAAUGGAAAAUCUCUGUGUUAAUCGCUUCAUGCAUAUGUUCCAAUCUUCCUGGAGUGACUUUGCAGAUUUUGAAAAGAUCUUUGUCAGAAUAACCAAUACAAUUUCUGAGUAUGUGAUGCAGCAUUGGCAAGAAAAUUUUAUGUUUGGAUACCAGUUUCUGAAUGGGUGCAAUCCUGUAUUGAUCCGAAAGUGCACAGAAUUACCAAAGAAGUUUCCAGUGACUACAGAAAUGGUAGAAUGCAGUUUGGAGAGGAAUCUUACUCUGGAAGAGGAAAUAAAGCAAGGGAACAUUUUCAUAGCGGAUUAUGAGCUUCUGGAUGGUAUUGAAGUCAAUAAGAGAGAUCCCUGCACGUUACAAUAUUUGGCUGCUCCAAUCUGCUUACUGUAUAAGAAUCUGGAGAACAAGAUUGUUCCUAUUGCAAUCCAGAUAAACCAAGAUCCAAAACCAGACAAUCCUAUUUUCCUCCCAUCUGAUGCCAAGUAUGAUUGGUUAUUGGCUAAGAUUUGGGUUCGAUCUUCUGAUUUUCACAUACAUCAGACAGUUACCCAUCUUCUCAGGACUCACUUAAUUUCUGAAGUGUUUGCAGUGGCAAUGUUUCGGCAGCUGCCUUCUGUCCAUCCUCUGUACAAGCUCCUUGUGUCUCAUGUACGAUUUACAAUAGCCAUCAACACCAAAGCCCGUGAACAGCUUAUAUGUGAAUAUGGCCUUUUUGAUAAGGCAAAUGCUACUGGAGGAGGCGGACAUGUGCAGAUGGUUCAGCGAGCAAUGAAGCAAACCACCUACAGUUCCCUCUGCUUUCCUGAAGAAAUCAGGGCACGACACAUGGAAAGUUACGAAGAUAUUCCGUACUACUACUAUCGAAAUGAUGGUCUCAAGGUGUGGGAAGCAAUAAGGAGCUUUGUGACAGAUGUUAUCAACAUCUAUUAUGAGAGUGAAGAGAGAGUGUGUGAAGAUGUGGAGCUCCAGGCCUUUGUGAAGGACGUUUAUAUCUAUGGGAUGAGAGGCAACAAGGCUUCAGGAUUUCCUAAGACAAUCAAGACACGGGAGAAGCUGUCAGAAUAUCUUACUGUAGUGAUAUUCACAACAUCAGCACAACACGCAGCUGUAAAUUUUGGUCAGUAUGACUGGUAUUCCUGGAUUCCUAAUGCCCCUCCAACUAUGCGCUGCCCACCACCUACAAAAAAGGGGAGUGUUACCAUUGAGUAUAUCAUUGAGAGUUUACCAGACAGGGGCCGCUCUUGUUGGCAUCUUGGUGCUGUCUGGGCCUUAAGUCAGUUUCAGGAAAAUGAAGUGUUUCUGGGGAUGUAUCCAGAUGAACACUUUAUAGAGAAGCCAGUGAAAGAGGCCAUGAAGAAAUUCCGGAAGAAUCUUGAUGAUAUUACCAGUGAUAUUACUGAACGGAACAGGAACAAAAAACUCCCCUACUAUUACCUUUCCCCAGAUCAGAUUCCUAACAGUGUGGCAAUCUGAUAGUAAGACAGUGGUAGUGAGCUAGAAUAACUGUCCAUAUAUGACAAAUUAUUUAAAGGUAGAUUAUCUGGCAUUAGUGCCUCUUGGAGCUUAGUCAGUACUGAAUGGUAUAAUGGCCUUGGUUUCUAUUAGAUGUACAUCUGCUGAUAUAAUUAGUUACUACUGCUAUUCAAUAGAACUGUGUUAGAACUAAGGCAGAGUUGGGCAGCUCUGCCCCCCCCCCAGAUGUUAGUGGACUUCAGCUUCCAUAAUCCCUCCUCAUUUGCUAAAAUUACUAGGAGUGAUGGGAGCUCCCAUCCAAUAACAUCUGGAGGGGCACUAUUUUGGGCCCUUCUUUAUUACUUUUAUCUUAACAGCGUCUUUUGUAAGUAGGGAGAGUCUUAACUGAAUUGCUUUCUCUCACACACUUCUGUUGGGAGGACAAAACUGAAAGAGUUCAUAUCUGGAGAAAUUCAAUACUUCUUCAGCUUCUUUGCGAUUAUGAUUUUUUAUAUGGAGUGCGCGCAAAAUUCCAGCACACUAUCAAAAGACCUUCACACUUUACAAUAUUCCCCACAACAGCAUCCAUCUGCAAACAUCCCAUGUUUUCUUAGAGUUGCAACCAUCUUCUUUUUCUUAUUAUUUUAGUAUUAGUUGUAUUUUAUUUCUUAUUUGAGGAAACACAACUCCUUUAAUAAGGAUGGGGAAGUGAUUUAUUGAGGACGUCACACACCACAAGUGUAAUUGCCCUUAGUGUGAUUCCUUUAGCUUUUUAAAAGAUGCUUAAAAACAAGCUUUUAAAACUUUUAAUGUGGAUGGUAACCUACUGGGACACAGCACUGGGAUUCAUCACACGAUCAACACAAUCAUUACAGUGGAAGCCAAUUUUAUCAACCUACCGGUAUUUAAAAUUCUGCUUUACCCCGUCCUUAUCCUCUGUGUGAUAAUCUCCACAGUAUUGUGUGGCAGUAAAAUGGGGAGGGAGCAACUUGGAGUGCAACAAGAAAGUAGAAGAAACUAGUGUGAAGAGUUGGAUAAGAUGAUUUGUUAUUAUAAAUAUACUGCAAAGACAAGAGAAGUGAGAGAAAUGAUAGCAAAUGUACUGCUAACAUAAAAUAGGUAUUUUGUUCUUUUGCAACUUUUUUGCUUUUGCUUGGCCAAUUGGCUCUUAGAAACCUUUUCUUUUCUUUAACCCUUUCUUAAGAUGAUUUACUACAAGUUAAUCAGCAUUCAUGUUCACUGCAAGAAUUAAAAAGGACUCUAACAUGUUAACAUCAGAGUGGAUCCCUCUGUGGCAACUAUCUUGGCAUUCAAUACUCUGUAAGGAUCAUAGUUUCAGUUCUACCAUUGCUGAAGUUAAGAAAUUAUCUAUUCUAACCAUUUUCAAUUCUAUGCCAUUUUUAACAGAUUGCAGUUUUAUAAAUUGCUUUCCUUUUCAAAUCAUACUUAACUGAGUAUAUUUUGGGUACCUUGAUCUUAGAAGUCAUUAGUUCAACAGUUUCAACAGUUGUCUCAUAUUUUAGACCAUAAUAAGAAAGGUAAAGCAAGCUAAAAUUUCCUUCAGAAUUUUCUAUCAAAUUAACAAUAAGUUUUGUUAAUGUGAACAGAUUUUAAAAGUGAUGUUUUAUUUGAGUACAGAAAUGCAGACAUUCAAUCUGUAAAUCAGUUUGUUGAGAAAUUCAGCAUUUAUAAAACCAGCAAGAUGGGCCAAAUCGAGCGCUAAUAUCCAUCUGCCAAUCUCAGGAAUGGUCUUACCAGACCUUAGAUUAUUUUAAUAUGCUGUUGCUCUUAUGUUCAUGCAUAAAUGGGUAUAAGGCCCAAAACUGAAACAUUUUAGAAUACUUGAUUAUGUUGGUUACAUCUCCUCUCAAGGGACUGAAUACAAUGGUAGUCUUUAUUAUUCUUCCUUUUCUGAAUAAAAAUGUUGGUAACAAGCAUUUAUUUACUGCUAUAGCUAAUGAAACUCGCUACAGCAAAAAGUUGGCAUCCGAUAGAUGAAAUCGGCAUGGGGGUAUGUGGAGAUGAACAUGGAAUUUAGCUCUGAAUGAAAAAUUGGUGGUGCAAAGUAAAUGACCAUAAUAAGAAACAGAACAGAGAAGCAACAGAUACGUAAAUUCAUAGCCUAUUGUU
Molecule: messenger RNA, 4140 nt
Organism: Sceloporus undulatus (fence lizard)
Lineage: Eukaryota; Metazoa; Chordata; Lepidosauria; Squamata; Phrynosomatidae
Gene: ALOX5
Product: arachidonate 5-lipoxygenase
Exons: 14
Coding region: 4-2031 (675 amino acids)
Biological process (GO): lipid oxidation; linoleic acid metabolic process
Cellular component (GO): nuclear envelope
Molecular function (GO): arachidonate 5-lipoxygenase activity; protein binding; iron ion binding
Source: RefSeq, a predicted model, not a curated record